CGCACCGUGCAGCGCACACAGUCGACAGAAGGCGGAAGCUGGAAUGCUGUGUACCACCCCGACACGGACUGAGAAGACCGUCAAAUAGUCGGAGAAAACUCGAGUUUUAGGAACAAGAGAAGAGUCUGGGGUGAGGUGAAAAUGUAUUUCCUCGCGGUGUUCGUCCUUUUGGGGACAGGACUGGCGGUAAACUGCGAGAUGCAUUCCCUCACUUACAUCUACACGGCCCUCUCCAAACCUGUUGGACUCCCGGGCAUCCACGAGUUCACAGCCAUGGGAAUGCUGGACAACAGGAUGAUUGACUACUUUGACAGUGAGACCCAGAAAAAAGUUCCCAAACAGGAGUGGAUGAGAGACCGACUGCCUCCAGAUUACUGGGAAAAAGGCACACAGUCCCGCCAGAGCAAGCAGCAGUGGUUCAAAGUCAACAUUGAAAUCCUGAUGAAGCGAAUGAAUCAGAAUGAUUCAGAUGUCCAUGUUCUUCAGUGGAUGCACGGCUGUGAAGGCGAAACGCAAACUGACGGCAAAAUUAAGUUCCGCCGUGGCAUGGACAUGUACAGCUACGAUGGAAACGACUUCUUGUCCUUCGACGACGCCCACGCCGUCUGGGUUGCACCGAUUGAUGCCGCAGUCCAGACCAAGAGGAAGUGGGAUGAGGUUCAGGUCCUAAAAGAAUACACCAAAGGCUACCUGGAGAACGAGUGUGUGGAUUGGUUGGGAAAGUUCACAGAGUAUGGGAAACAGCAGCUAAGAAAAGCAUCUCCUCCAAAGGUGUUCUUGUUUUCAAAGAACAGCCAAGUCGAGACAAACGUCAUUUUGACAUGCCUGGCCACAGGUUUCUAUCCAAAAGACAUCACCCUGCAGAUCAGAAGGAAUUACCGUAUUCUAACCAGAGAGGACGGAGUGUUCUCCUCAGGCGCUCGACCAAAUGAAGACGACACCUUCCAAAGAAGAGACAGCGUGGAGAUUUUAAGGAGUGACAUGUCUACAUACACCUGUGAAGUCAUUCAUCCCACAUCUGGGGUUCAUGUUACAAGAGCUUGGGAUCAUAAACUUCCUGCAGACACUGGAGGAGCUAUCAUUGGUGGGGCGAUUGGGGCCCUGAUCUUGUUGGUGAUCGUGGUCGGUGUGGUGCUGGUUGUCUUGUAUAAAAGACGCACGAUCGGAUCAGGCAAGUCCUUCAGCAGUGUUUCCACCGGUGGCUCCGAUCAGACACCUUACAAAGUAGUUGUCUCCACGGUCUCAAACCCAGGCGCCGCGAAUGCACCUCGCAAGGGCUCAGAUGGAUCUCUCUACAGCAGUGGCUCUAGUGGAACUUCUGACUCUGGCGUUGGUGGUGAUACCGACAGAAACCCCACCCCUGAGUCCGAAACCCUCCUCAAUGAGACGAACAGGGAGGAGCAAGUCUGAAGUAACUGCAGUUAAUGCAGUUUCUAUCAGAGUACACUGAGGCUCACUGUGCUCUCUGGAACCAAAUUUACCAAUACAAAGAACUUUACAAUAGGGUGGAAAUUAAACGGGGUCUUUGAAAAUCAACAAAUAGAAAGUACUUAUAUAUUCUAAAAAGAGUCUCUGGAAAAUCUUCCUGGCAGUAAGAGAACUAGGUUUGAACUUUGAAUGAGUUAAAUUCAAACAGUAUCAAAGUGGUGUUGUGUUGUAGCACUUUGUAGCUUUGAAAACAAAUGGAUAAGAUCUGAAAUACAGUGCUAGUGUUGCUAGUUAGGUGAGCUUGGUUUUUUGUUGUUGUUUUUUUUCAGUUGGAAAUUCAGGAAAGUGAUUAGAAAAGUAUGACCCGUAAGAAACUUAACAAAUGUGAAUUCUGAAGCACCUUGAAGAAACUUCUGAAAAAUCUACACAUAUAAUUACAGUGGUUUUACUCCAAGCCAAACAUUUAAAACUAGAUGCAGGCAAGAAUUUAGGCGUUAUCAGUAAAAUUGGUGGAGCUAUUGGUGGAGAUGUUAAUACUUAAUUAACAUUGUUCUCAAAUCUCAAUGGAAAUAAUAACCGAGAGAUUAUAGAUAAGAUGUAAAAAAAAAAAAAAAACAGGUGUGAAAAGUGUGUAAGGACAGUCUGUCUGUGGAACACUGGGGGGUGUGGGCUGGUUUAAAGAGGGAGGAAAUUUUUGAGGGUUCUCUGUGGAUCCUGGUAUCUACAAAUGUUUAAGUAUUGAACUGCUUGCAAGAGUCCUUGGCAAGAGCUUUGAAUUGAAUGACCGAUUGUAAGUCCUGUCCCCCCCUAGUUACCAUUGCUAGGUCCAACGAGCCCGACAGAAAGAGAUAUGGCGAUGCUGUUUCCAUUUAGCCAGGUGUUGCAGUGUUUUCUGAGUCUAAUAAGCUGAAUCAAUGUUUAUUUACAAUAACUUUUGGGUAGAAAACCCCGUACCCACAUACAUCCAAUCAAACGACGCUUAGCAAACACUGCCUCAAUUGAUUUGUUUCAAGCCAUCUUUAAUAAAGGCAAUCUAUACACAGAGCAGCGCUUAGAUAGCGUCUUGGCGUCAGACAAUAUAGCUUCAAGAAGUGGACACUUAGGGCUACAGUAUGCGAUGGAAAGAUAUAUUUGAAAUGACAUCAUGUCUGUCCAAAUAACACCAACAGUUCAGGCUACUAUGUGGUGGCUUGUAGCCUUAGAGCGAUGAUAAUUAGCAGUGAAACAUUAGCCCUGAUCUCUUAAGGCUCACGAUAAUUCAUGUCAUCUUAAAAAUACGUCAGCAAACAACCAUGUGUCCUUUUCUAAGGUUGGAAGGUUGUGACAGUCAGCCACAUAUUUUAACCAUCUUUAAAAUUUGGUUUUCUUGUCAACAUAGAUGAGCCUAGCACAUAGCAUCUCUAAGUAGAAUAGGAAAGAGUAAAAUUGACUGAGGCUCUGCUGAACUUUGCUCAGUUGUGCUCUCAACUGAGCACCGGGCGAAAUGGAAAGGCUAAUUGGAUAAGAAAUACUUUGAAAGAAAGAAGAAAUAACUAUUAAAAGAAAUGUUUAAGUGCAGUUUUGAAGGACCAUGUCAGUGCCUUGCUUAAUUAAUCAGAGGAAAACCAACAUUUAACUUCUGCAGUGGUUGUCAUUUGGCUUUGUUUUAUGUCAGUAUGUUAUGACAGUAAACCUGCAGUGAAGUUAGACUAGCUGCAGAUAAUCAGCAAUCAACUGCACUUAUUACCACUCAGAGAAAACUGAGGAAAUACUUAUAAUGUGAUUAAAAUAAACGGCCUACAAUUUACAAAUACACUGGUAUCAUGGAAGUAGGCUGAAAAUUAAAUGGGAACACUGGCAUUUUUCAACCUGGACCCUAUUUUGACAUAUUAUUGUGUGUGCAAUAAUGGUACAAUAAUUUCUGAAACUGGUCCAAUGAUGAGAGAGUGCGCUGCAGCAGGCAGCUGUGAAACAGGCUGCGAUGUAACAACUCAGGGCAGGUGCGCGAGUCAACAACCACUGACUUUUUGCCACUGACAGAUUGUUCUUAUGAGUGUCUUACAAUAUUACGGAAAUGAUCCAACAGACAAAUGUAAAGUUUCUCUUCUCUUUAGCGAGACUUGGACAUAAAACACAACGGAACAAGUGGAAGGUGUAGGGUCCUUUCUGUAAUAUUCUAAGACACCAAGACAAUCAGAGCUCGUCAGUGGCAAACAAAAAAGCACUUUCACUUGUUGCAAUGGGGCACAGCUGCCCCGGUGGUUACAUAGUAGCCUGUUUGGCAGGUAUCAGCUGCAUCACUUUCUCUCAACACUGGACCACUUUAAAAAAAAACUGUUGUUCCCGUGAGUCACUGUGUGACACAAAAACACAGGAAAAUAGGAUCCAAGCUGAAAAAUACCAGAGUCCCCCUUUAUUAAUUGUCAGUCACAAAGGUUUAGCCUGGCUUAAAAAUAAGUACUCAGUGUAUUUCACUGAAUGAUUAGCAGGGAUAAUUUAAAACAUGGUGUAGGUUGUCAUUUAAUAAUCGCUGUUGUAAAUACAGUUAUAGUGAGCUUGUAGAGCUAAGUUGCAAAAUGCAUUUUGGAAGCUUUAAAUGUGCAAGUUUAUUGAAUAUAUCUGCCCUGUUAGAAUAUGCUCCUGUCACUAAGAAAUAAAUCCAGUCCUCUUGUUGGUGUGCUUGAUUUAUUGUUAUGACAUUUUAGACCUCUUAAUAAUGAAUUGUACUGCUUGUUAUCCAAGAUAAAAAUGAAUUAUGUUUGCAAAAGCAAUUUCACUUUAAACUGAUCAGUUUAGUCGGUAAGAUACAGACAGACUUCUUAUAUUGUGUGUGCUCCUAGUGGCUUUCCAAAUACAUUUAUGAGGUAUUGUGUGUCUUCAGCAAAUGGAUUUUACACGUUUUCUCUUUUGGGUUCUUGGUUGCUUGUGUAGUUGACAAAUAUGAAAAUGUUGCUAUCCAUCUGAUGAAUCAGCUUUUUUUUUUCCACAAUUACCUGUGUAAAAAAAAAAAAAUCACUUCUGUCGAAAUAUGUUUUUUAAAUCACAAUAAAAUAUUUCUAAAAAUGA
This is a messenger RNA of Epinephelus moara (kelp grouper), 4473 nucleotides long. RefSeq names its product H-2 class I histocompatibility antigen, Q10 alpha chain-like. The record is from RefSeq and is a predicted model, not a curated record. Gene Ontology annotation, cellular component: external side of plasma membrane. The transcript is spliced from 10 exons. The coding region runs from base 142 to 1410 and encodes 422 amino acids. Gene Ontology annotation, biological process: immune response. NCBI's taxonomy places the organism in Eukaryota, Metazoa, Chordata, Actinopteri, Perciformes, Serranidae.